AAAUCUAAACGGCUUGGGGCUAUAAAGAGUUUAUGGGCGUUUCACGCGUAAAUGUAGGAAUUAUUGUCGCUCUAUAGCUAGUAAAGAGACAGAAGUAAAGCAGUCUUAGUCUCAGUGCAGUGGACUAAGUCCAGUGAUCUUUACAACUAUGCCAUGCUGCCUCUAAUCCUUACCCACUUUUAUUUUUUUUCCCACAUGCUGAUAAUGAGGACUCAUGGGUCUUGAGUCAGAGCACCAGCCGUGGGGACCCUGGACCUCUGUCAUGGAGACUGAGAGUGAGCAGAACUCCAACUCCACUAAUGGUGGUUCUAGCUCAGGGGGCAGCUCUCGGCCCCAGAUAGCUCAAAUGUCACUGUACGAGCGGCAAGCAGUGCAGGCUCUGCAGGCACUGCAGCGGCAGCCCAACGCGGCUCAGUAUUUCCACCAGUUCAUGCUCCAGCAGCAGCUCAGCAAUGCUCAGCUGCAUAGUCUGGCCGCCGUCCAGCAGGCCACCAUUGCUGCUAGUCGGCAGGCCAGCUCCCCCAGCACCAGCACCACACAGCAGCAGUCUACCACCACCCAGGCCUCAAUUAAUCUGGCCACCACGUCGGCCGCCCAGCUCAUCAGCCGAUCCCAGAGUGUGAGCUCUCCUAGUGCCACCACCUUGACCCAAUCUGUGCUCCUGGGGAACACCACCUCCCCACCCCUCAACCAGUCCCAGGCCCAGAUGUAUCUACGGCCACAGCUGGGAAACCUGUUGCAGGUAAACCGGACCCUGGGCCGGAAUGUGCCUCUAGCCUCCCAACUCAUCCUGAUGCCCAACGGGGCUGUGGCUGCAGUUCAGCAGGAGGUGCCAUCUGCCCAGUCUCCUGGAGUGCAUGCAGAUGCAGAUCAGGUGCAGAACUUGGCAGUGAGGAACCAACAGGCCUCAGCCCAAGGAACCCAAAUGCAAGGCUCAGCUCAGAAGGCCAUUCCUCCUGGAGCCUCUCCUACCUCUAACCUUUCCCAGGCAUCUAGCCAGGCCCUUGCUGUGGCUCAGGCUUCCUCUGGAACCACUGGCCAGUCCCUCAACCUCAGCCAAGCUGGUGGAGGCAGUGGGAAUAGCAUCCCAGGAUCCAUGGGUCCAGGUGGAGGUAGCCAGGCCCCUGGGGGCUUGGGUCAGUUGCCUUCUUCAGGAAUGGGUGGUGGAAACUGUCCCAGAAAAGGCACAGGCGUGGUACAGCCCUUGCCUACAGCCCAAACCGUGACUGUGAGCCAGGGCAGCCAGACAGAGGCAGAAAGUGCAGCAGCCAAGAAGGCAGAAACAGAAGGGAGUGGUCAGAACGUGGGCAUGAACCUGACACGGACAGCAACACCUGCUCCCAGCCAGACUCUCAUUAGCUCAGCCACCUACACCCAGAUCCAGCCCCAUUCGCUGAUUCAGCAACAGCAGCAGAUCCACCUGCAGCAGAAGCAGGUGGUGAUCCAGCAGCAGAUCGCCAUCCACCACCAGCAGCAGUUCCAGCACCGGCAGUCCCAGCUUCUCCACACAGCCACGCACCUCCAGCUGGCCCAGCAGCAACAGCAGCAGCAGCAGCAGCAAGCUACCACCCUCACUGCCCCUCAGCCACCACAGGGCCCACCCACUCAGCAGGUCCCACCUCCCCAGGCCCAGCAGCAAGCCCAGACCCUGGUUGUUCAACCCAUGCUGCAGUCUUCACCUCUGUCCCUCCCACCCGACCCAACUCCCAAGCCACCCAUCCCCAUCCAAUCCAAACCCCCUAUAGCACCGAUCAAGCCUCCUCAAUUAGGGGCUGCUAAGAUGUCUGCUACCCAUCAACCACCACCUCACAUCCCGGUGCAAGUUGUAGGUACCCGGCAGCCAGGUACAGCCCAGGCACAGGCAUUGGGGUUGGCACAGCUGGCAGCUGCUGUGCCUACUUCCCGGGGAAUGCCAGGGGCAGUGCAGUCAGCUGGUCAGGCCCAUCUGGCCGCCUCACCCCCUUCAUCCCAGGCUCUUGGUGCGCUGCAGGAGUGCUCUCCUACAUUGGCCCCUGGGAUGACGCUUGCCCCCAUGCAGGGGACAGCGCAUGCUGUAAAGGGCGGUGCAACAACCUCCUCACCCGUUGUAGCCCAGCUUCCUGCUGCCUUCUACAUGCAGUCUGUGCACCUCCCGGGUAAGCCCCAGACAUUGGCUGUGAAACGCAAGGCUGAGUCUGAAGAAGAGAGAGAAGAUGUCUCUACAUUGGUUUCAAUGCUUCCUGCUAAGGCAUCUCCAGUAGCCGAGAGCCCCAAGGCCUUGGAGGAGAACAGUCUUGUAGAGAAAGCUGAGCCAUUGGCUGGUGUAAAUGCUAACACCCCAAGCAGUGAACUCGGCACCUCGACGCCAGCCCCAUCAGCACCACCUACACUCGCCAUGGUGUCCAGGCAGAUGGGGGACUCCAAACCCCCACAGGCCAUUGUGAAGCCCCAGAUUCUCACCCACAUCAUCGAAGGCUUCGUUAUCCAGGAAGGAGCAGAACCUUUCCCGGUGGGAUGUUCUCCAUUGCUGAAAGAGUCUGAGAAGCCACUACAGCCAGGUCUCCUGACAGAACCGAAUGAGAAUCCAUCAGGUGAACCCUUGGGAGGGGACAGCCCAUCUGCCGAACUAGAUAAGAAGGCAAAUCUCCUGAAGUGCGAGUACUGUGGGAAGUACGCCCCUGCAGAGCAGUUCCGAGGCUCCAAGAGGUUUUGUUCCAUGACAUGUGCCAAGAGGUACAACGUGAGCUGUAGCCACCAGUUCCGACUGAAGAGGAAAAAAAUGAAAGAGUUUCAGGAAGCCAACUAUGCUCGAGUUCGCCGGCGGGGCCCUCGGCGCAGCUCCUCCGAUAUCGCCCGUGCUAAGAUCCAGGGCAAGCGCCAUCGGGGUCAAGAGGACUCUAGUCGGGGUUCAGAUAAUUCGAGUUACGAUGAAGCACUCUCUCCAACGUCUCCUGGGCCUUUAUCCGUGAGAGCGGGGCACGGAGAACGUGACCUGGGGAACUCCAAUACCGCUCCGCCAACACCAGAACUACAUGGCAUCAACCCCGUGUUCCUGUCCAGUAACCCAAGUCGUUGGAGUGUUGAGGAGGUGUAUGAGUUUAUUGCUUCUCUACAAGGCUGCCAAGAGAUUGCAGAAGAAUUUCGCUCCCAGGAGAUUGAUGGACAGGCUCUUUUAUUACUUAAAGAGGAACACCUUAUGAGUGCCAUGAACAUCAAACUGGGCCCUGCCCUCAAGAUCUGCGCCAAGAUCAAUGUCCUCAAGGAGACCUAAUGUGCCCUCUGCACAAACCAGCCUCAGACCCUCCUUACCGCCCAGCUCACACACUUUUACAGGAAAGAGCUGUCCUGAUUCUAUAAACCUUCUCCAGAGGGGAUUGCCGAGACAGGGGAGACGAGUGCAAGGACUGGUUGCUGGUGCUGCAUGUGUGGCAGCAGCCUUUGAAUUUUCUCUGGGUUCUACUUUAUUUUAAAGUCUUCAGUUCUCGCCUUCUCCACUGACCCUCCUUCUGUCUUUAUAAACGUGGCAGUCUAGUGCCAGGGCUGCGCAGCCUUAUCCUGGAGUGGAGCAUCUAGCCAGGACCGCAGUUCUUUUCGGGGGAUAUACGAUAUCGUUUGGAAAGGAAAUGGGUGGGAUAUAGGUUUGCCCUCAGGAGAGAGGGGUAGGGUUUUCUAGCUUGUGUGACAACAAGUAGCAAAAUGGGCCAUACAUACCCCACUCCUCUUCCCUUUCGAUUGUCCCACUGUACCUGUGGCCCAGAGUGUACGUUAUUGUCACUCACUCCCUUAGAAUUGAACAUUUUCACCUGCGUCCAUAGCAGGGUCAACAGCCAGUCACUUGACUGGCACCUUUCUGAUUUGCUGCAGGGACUAAAAGUGUUUAACUGGCAUGUGUGGCCACUGUUAUUCUUUCUGCAUCCCCGGCUCCCCUCCAAUUUCAACUCUGCUCUGUCCUAUAGCUUUAUAAAACAGGAGUGUGUGGGACUAAGGCAAGGCAUAUAUAAGUAUCUGCUUUAGGCCCUAGUCCGUGUACAACAAAAAUACUAAUUAUUUUUUUCCUCCUCAGUAAAAGGAUUGAAAAUCAGCCUCAGUGGUCGUACUCUAUUGCCAUAGCUAACUUCUUCUCACUUCACAUGAACGACUAGGCCAACUUUUUUUUUUUUUUCAUUUUAUUUUAACCUUGGUUUUUUUUAUACAAAAGUGUAGGCUUUUUCAUUUUAAAACACCAUGGUGUGAAGGAGGGAUGCAAAUAAAAAAGUGUUGCUUUUA
Molecule: messenger RNA, 4245 nt
Organism: Echinops telfairi (small Madagascar hedgehog)
Lineage: Eukaryota; Metazoa; Chordata; Mammalia; Afrosoricida; Tenrecidae
Gene: PHC1
Product: polyhomeotic homolog 1
Exons: 15
Coding region: 215-3250 (1011 amino acids)
Cellular component (GO): nucleus; PRC1 complex
Molecular function (GO): protein binding; zinc ion binding
Source: RefSeq, a predicted model, not a curated record